CAUUCCCUCGCGAGACGAGACCAGACCAGGAAGUUCUCGAGCGUUUAAGUACCCAAAGCACUUUUUUUUCCCCUUUUUUUUAAACUUUCGGGUUCAAAUUGGUCAUGACGAGUCUGUUUUGACAUUUCGUUGUGAUUAUUUUGUCGCCACCGAUGCGUGUAUUUUUAAACAUUACAUUUCAACAUGUCUUUCAAUAGUUAAACAUUGUUGAUCGCCAACAUGGUCAAAGUUCAUUUGCUCGGCUAACAUUAUGGACGUACAAGACGUGGAGAGAUGCUGCUGUGUUCUUACCUUGACUGAAGCUUUUUCAGCCCGUGCGCCCGUAAGCUUUAGCGCCGUUGUCAUCCAUCCCAGCUCCGGAGUGGUGAUCUGCACCGGACUGCCGUUUUUUCGUUUCAUAGACAAAAAGUCAUCUUAUGAUGGCGAACGUCGCAUCCUGUUACGUCACAACUUCCCCAAGAACCUUCAAAUCAGCGUCAGCUUUCCUUCCCGGAGUCACGUGGAGGCCAAUGCAUGUGCAGUGAGUGAAGUUUGCACACCUAAGAGAAGAUACAGGACACAUGAGCAUGAAGCUGAGCUGCUGAUGCUGGUCAACUGCGUGGAGUUCAAAAAGACUUUCCAGGCCCUUUUCCAAAAGGCUGACCAGUGGCAUUUCCAUGGCGAUGAAGAUGACACCCUGAUCCAAGAUGCUGACUACCUCAGCUGGUUCGCUGUGCUCAAGGCCAACGCGUCACAUUCCGGGGCUGUCUCAUGGCGGAGGAGCGCGUCUCUUCGGAAAGGCGACCCUGUCUUUGCUUGCGGCUCGCCGUUUGGUUCCCUCUGCUCAGACCUCUUCAAUGGCACUGUGAGCAGGGGCAUCAUCAGCAACCUGGCGGGCGAGGACAACACCGUCAUCCUCACAGACGCCCGCUGCUUGCCAGGCACGGAGGGCGGCGGCUUGUUUGCAAUGGAAGAUGACUCCCUGCACCUGGUCGGGGUGAUAGUGUCACCGUUUGGCUGGAAGGCCAACGAGUGGAUCGGACUCACGCUCGUGUGUUCCGUCCACUCGAUCCUCCGCAACCUUGUCCAAUGCAGCGACCUCCAGGAUUCGCUCCAAGAUGUCUGGCUUCACCCUGCAGAGACCCAAAAGUUCCAUGCGGGUCAAUACCUGGAUGUGUGCUUGGUGGACAGCGGGCAGCAGUGGGGUUCAGGGGUCCUCGUGACCUCUGACCUUAUUUUAACCUGCCGACAUGUCGUCAAUGGGAAGUCCACGGUCGCCCUCAAGUUUCACCACGGAGACAGAGUCCUUGACAGCGUUGGCGAUGUCCUCUUCUCCACUAAGGGGUCGUCGCCUUAUGACGUGGCUGUGGUGCGGUCAAGAGACUCCAUCGUGGAUGUUGUUGUCCCUCAAAUGGCUCACGAGUUCAACACGGGUGAACCUGUGUUGGUGGUGGGCUACGGCGGGCUAGGUCGCUUGUGUGGCCCUUCACUAACUUGCGGUAUCCUCUCCAAAGCCAUCAGUCAUCAACACCUUACCAUAAUGCUUCAGACCACAUGCGCAGUUCAAGCAGGGGCCAGCGGGGGCGCUGUUGUACGAGCGUCCACAGGAGAGCUGCUCGGCAUCGUAUCCAGCAACACGAGGGACUUGUCCUCUAAAGUGACCUACCCUCACCUUAACUUCUGCAUCCCGGUGAGCGUUCUGCAGGGACCUCUUCUUCAUUUUAGCCGACAAGGGGACCUGAACUCGUUUGACGUGCUGAACGCCACCGACGAAAGCGUGAAAAGAGUGUGGAGGCUUCAAGGCACACACAGCAAACUCUGAGUGGAUGAUGAAAACCUCAGAGCCAGAAGUGACAUAAGAACACUGGAAGGUGCCUGUUGAGUACAACUGAUCUCAAUUCUAUUCAUCAGCAAAUGCCA
This is a messenger RNA of Syngnathus acus (greater pipefish), 1899 nucleotides long. It is a transcript of the gene tysnd1, whose product is annotated as trypsin like peroxisomal matrix peptidase 1. Gene Ontology annotation, molecular function: serine-type endopeptidase activity. Gene Ontology annotation, biological process: regulation of fatty acid beta-oxidation; protein processing. The coding region runs from base 251 to 1801 and encodes 516 amino acids. The record is from RefSeq and is a predicted model, not a curated record. The transcript has 4 exons. Gene Ontology annotation, cellular component: peroxisome. NCBI's taxonomy places the organism in Eukaryota, Metazoa, Chordata, Actinopteri, Syngnathiformes, Syngnathidae.